Messenger RNA from Gongylonema pulchrum, 311 nucleotides. Lineage: Eukaryota; Metazoa; Nematoda; Chromadorea; Rhabditida; Gongylonematidae. The record is from the annotation of a GenBank genome assembly.
UCCGCGAAAGCAACUGGCCACGAAGGCCGCCCGGAAAUCGGCUCCGGCGACCGGGGGAGUGAAGAAACCGCAUCGCUAUCGACCAGGGACAGUUGCACUGCGAGAGAUCAGACGUUACCAGAAAUUGACGGAGCUUCUGAUCCGCAAAUUGCCGUUCCAGGAAGCCAGCGAGGCGUAUCUGGUCGGCUUGUUCGAGGACACCAACUUGUGCGCCAUCCACGCCAAGCGUGUCACCAUAAUGCCAAAGGACAUCCAGUUGGCGCGUCGCAUCCGCGGCGAACGGGCAUAAACUGUGCCCCCCAACCCUAACC